Cimex lectularius (bed bug) is the source of this 1010-nucleotide messenger RNA. Its product is annotated as cytochrome b5. NCBI's taxonomy places the organism in Eukaryota, Metazoa, Arthropoda, Insecta, Hemiptera, Cimicidae. Gene Ontology annotation, molecular function: heme binding. The transcript has 5 exons. Gene Ontology annotation, cellular component: membrane; intracellular membrane-bounded organelle. The record is from RefSeq and is a predicted model, not a curated record. The coding region runs from base 16 to 540 and encodes 174 amino acids.
UUAUCCCGUUACACUAUGGCUUUAAGAGAUAUCCCUUGGUCUGAAGUUAAAAAGCAUGAUGGUAAAAAUGGAAGCUACUGGGUGGUGAUACAUGGAAUGGUACAUGAUGUGACCAAUUUUUUAGAACAGCACCCAGGUGGUGAAGAAAUUUUGAUGGAGCUAGCCGGAAAAAAUGGUACAGAAUGUUUUGAUGACAUUGGUCAUUCGGAUGUAGCGAAAAACCUUGCUUCAGUUUUCCGAAUAGGAAAAGUUGUUGAGCACCCUGGCGGUGAAGAGGUCCUCCUAGAACAGUCCGGCAACGAUGCUACCGAGGCUUUCGAAGACGUCGGCCAUUCAACAGAUGCCAGAGAGAUGAUGAACAAAUUCAAAGUUGGUGAACUUGUAGAGGAGGACAAGGUUAAGACUGAGAAGAAAUUUCCAAAUUGGAGUUCAGAUGUCUCACCAUCUGCAAACAAUAGCUCAUGGAAGGCCUGGCUAGUCCCUAUUGUGUUUGGAAUUGUAGCCACAGUGAUAUACAGAUUCUUUCUGGUUAAACAAUAGAGCCUUCAACAAGUACGAUAUAUAAUUAAAACAUUAUUGUGGAAACCUUCACGUAUCCUACCUUGAACAUCUUUAAGGUUUCUUUGAAACAGUUUUAUAAAAAUCAGAAUUUUUUAACUUUGACACUUGUUGCUGUUACCUUUAAAAAUUAUAUUUUAUUUUAUCUGUACGCGUUUCUCUAUUUUUAACCAUUUUUGUCUUAAUUUCAUAUGAAUAUUUUUCAUUGAUACUUUGUUAUAACUUUAAAAUUAUUCAUUCCAUUAAAGAAAAAGAAUACAAUUGAUUUUCUUCUAAAUGGGGCCAUUGAUAUUAGUAGUGUUGUUAAUAGUAAAAGAAUUCCUUUAAUUUUAAGUAAUGUAUUGACAAGUGCUGUAGUGUUUUUAAUUUGAAAUAAUUUUUCUUCUAUUUUAACUUUUAAUAAAUUUGUGGCAGAGGUAUUGUAUUUUAUGACAACUCAACUUGACUCCCGA